This is a messenger RNA of Oxyura jamaicensis (ruddy duck), 1977 nucleotides long. It is a transcript of the gene SUOX, whose product is annotated as sulfite oxidase. The record is from RefSeq and is a predicted model, not a curated record. Gene Ontology annotation, molecular function: oxidoreductase activity; molybdenum ion binding; heme binding. Gene Ontology annotation, cellular component: mitochondrion. Lineage: Eukaryota; Metazoa; Chordata; Aves; Anseriformes; Anatidae. The coding region runs from base 220 to 1836 and encodes 538 amino acids. The transcript has 4 exons.
GAGCCCGGGCCCGCAUCCGGCAGCGCCCCGAUAGCGCUUAUCGGGGGCACCGGGCGGCGCCGCGCCCCGCCCGCGCCGCGGCUCCUUUAAGGCGCGGCCCCUCCCCACCCUCUGCGGGGGGAACGGGGCGUGGCCGGCGGGCGAGGCCCCGCCCCUCGCCCCUCUCUUAAAGCCGCAGAGCGCCCCGAGAGCCCCGCUAACGACGCAGGUCCCGCCGCGAUGCUGCUGCUGCUCCGCGCCGUCACCGGGCGCAGGCUCCCGCUGCCGCUGCCCUGCCGCGGCUGUUCCCGGCCGGGCGCCGCCCGCUUCGCCGCCGGCAGCUCGGGCCCGGGGGGCAGCGGGAGGGCGGCCCCGGUGCUGGCGGCGCUGCUGGGGCUCGGCGCCGUCCUGGCCUACGGAGACCGGAGGCGGCGGACCGCGCAGGCUGCCCAGGCUCCCCGGUACCCCCGGUACACGCGGGAGGAGGUGGGGCGGCACCGCUCGCCGCAGGAGCGCGUCUGGGUGACCCACGGCACCGAGGUCUUCGACGUCACCGACUUCGUGGAGCUGCACCCGGGGGGCGCCGACAAGAUCCUGCUGGCGGCCGGCGGGGCGCUGGAGCCCUUCUGGGCCCUGUACGCCGUGCACAGCCAGCCCCACGUCCUGGAGCUGCUGCGCGAGUACAAGGUGGGCGAGCUCAGCCCCGACGAGGCGCCGCCGGCCGCCGCCGCCGCCGGAGACCCCUUCGCCGGGGACCCCCCCCGGCACCCCGGGCUGCGCGUCAACAGCCAGAAGCCCUUCAACGCGGAGCCGCCGGCCGAGCUGCUGGCCGAACGCUUCCUGACGCCCAACGAGCUCUUCUUCACCCGCAACCACCUGCCGGUGCCGGCGGUGGACCCGGGCUCCUACCGGCUGCGGGUGGAGGGCCCCGGGGGCCGGGCGCUGUCGCUGUCGCUGCCGGAGCUGCGCAGCCGCUUCCCCAAGCACGAGGUGACGGCCACGCUGCAGUGCGCCGGCAACCGCCGGGCCGAGAUGAGCCAGGUCCGCCCCGUCAAGGGGCUGCCGUGGGACAUCGGGGCCAUCAGCACGGCCCGCUGGGGCGGCGCGCGGCUGCGCGACGUCCUGCUGCACGCCGGCUUCGAGGAGGAGCGGGAGGGCGAGUGGCACGUCUGCUUCGAGGGGCUGGACGCCGACGCCGGGGGGGCCCCCUACGGCGCCUCCAUCCCCUACGGCCGUGCCGUCAGCCCGGCCGCCGACGUGCUGCUGGCCUACGAGAUGAACGGCGAGGAGCUGCCCCGCGACCACGGCUUCCCCGUGCGCGUGGUGGUGCCCGGCGUGGUGGGCGCCCGCAGUGUCAAGUGGCUGCGGCGGGUGGCCGUCAGCCCGGCCGAGAGCCCCAGCCACUGGCAGCAGAACGACUACAAGGGCUUCUCCCCCUGCGUGGACUGGGACACGGUGGACUACAAGACGGCGCCCGCCAUCCAGGAGCUGCCGGUGCAGUCGGCCAUCACCCACCCGCGCCCCGGGGCGGCGGUGCCGGCGGGGGAGCUGACGGUGAAGGGCUACGCCUGGAGCGGCGGCGGGCGCCCGGUGGUGCGGGUGGACGUCUCGCUGGACGGCGGGCGCACGUGGCGCGUGGCGCGGCUGUCGGGCGAGCGGCCCCCGCCGGGGCGCGCCUGGGCCUGGGUCCUGUGGGAGCUGCAGGCGCCGGUGGCGGCGGGAGCGGAGCUGGAGAUCGUCUGCAAGGCGGUGGACGGCAGCUACAACGUGCAGCCCGACACCGUGGCCCCCAUCUGGAACCUGCGCGGGGUGCUCAGCAACGCCUGGCACCGCGUCCGCGUCUCCGUCCGCGACUGAGGGCCGCACUCCCCCCCCCCCCCGCCGCUUUCCCUUCUCCCGCCCGCUCGCGUGCGCGGCCGCGCCGCCGGCGGCUCGAAGGUCGCCGCUUUACGGCCCGCGACGUGUGAAAGUGGCUCCAUAAAGAUUGCGCAGCGUUUA